Cladocopium goreaui is the source of this 655-nucleotide messenger RNA. NCBI's taxonomy places the organism in Eukaryota, Dinophyceae, Suessiales, Symbiodiniaceae. The record is from the annotation of a GenBank genome assembly.
GUGGAAGCGCGGCAAGGAGCGAAAGCCGGUCAAAAGAUUGCAGCGGUAAGGAUGUGGCGCUUGAUGUCACAAGCUAUGUUUGUGCUGCAGCGCACUUCAUUCGAUGCGAAGGUCCCACAGUUCGAACCUUGUGGAGGAGGAACGAGGAGAAAGCCGUCCUCUUUUGGAAAGCCAAGCCCAGCUCUGAGCUGCUUGAGGAUACAGCUGCCGCAGAUGCCGAAGCCGCCUUGCAUCAAGCUCUUUCAGAUGGGCUUUCGACCGAAUCACUGGCAGAGGGUUUGGCGCUUGCCUUGGCCCGCUUUAAAUUGUCUUCUAUCCAGAUCGAACCCAUUAUCCAGAGCUCUUUGGACCAGCUCGGCGAAAGCCUUGAACGAGGAAAUCUUUCCGAAGAAGAGUUUGACGUCACCUGCUACAGGAAUGUGUUUAUUGCUGCAUCGGACGAGCUACGACGAAAGUCUUUGAUCAGUUGAAGGUUUACAAUGUGGAUGAAUUCGUUUUAGCAUUUCAAAUUUUGCAAUUAAUUCGCGCCGGAAAAAUUUAAGGAUUGAACCUAGUGUUUUCGAGCUUCGGCGCGAGGCCAGCACUCUUGAUUUUGUUUGUAUUGUGUUGCAUCGCGCCUGUAACUCAUUGGGGGGGCAGCGAAGAAUCUGGAUUG